This is a messenger RNA of Effrenium voratum, 1530 nucleotides long. Lineage: Eukaryota; Dinophyceae; Suessiales; Symbiodiniaceae. The record is from the annotation of a GenBank genome assembly.
AUGGCUAAAUGCAAAGGCCUGGAACAGCCCAUCCCAGCAGCUCCGGCUCCGGAGGAGGAGGUGAAGGCUGGCACACAGCUGAUCACUGAAGGUGAUCUCAAUGCCGAUUACUUCUACGUCGUCCAGUCCGGGACCUUCAACAUCAUCAUCUCCCGCGGUGAGGAGGGGCCGCAGACUGUGGGCUCCAUCAGCGAGGGCGGCAGCUUUGGGGAGUUGGCCUUGCUCUACUUCGCCCCCCGGGCCGCCACCAUCCAGGCCAAGGACGCCUGCGUGGUUUGGGUCAUCGACCGCAAGAACUUCAAGGAGAUCUUGGCGCAGUCUUCCACUGCAAUGGCCAGUGAGUACGUGAAGUACCUGGACAAGGUGGAGAUCCUGCAGCCGCUGCAGGAUGAAGAGAAGAUGGCCCUGGCAAAGGCCCUCACGGAGAUGUCCUUCAGCAAGAACGAGGUGAUCUUCCAGCAGGGCGAGAAAGGGGACGCCUUUUACAUCCUCAUCGAGGGACAGGUGAGCGUGGUGAAGGACGGCCGGGAGGUCACCAAGCUGGCGGCCAGCCCCGAGAAAGCCUCCUUCUUCGGCGAGAAGGCGCUGCUGAGCCACGAGCCCCGCAACGCGACGCUGCAAGUGAUUUCAGACUCUGCCAAGACGCUUACCGUGGACAAGAUGUCCUUCGACAUGAUCCUCGGUCCCUUAGAGGAGCUGCGUACGAGAGGCAAGCAGGGCAAGAGCAAGCUAGAGGGCCGGGCGAAGCCCGCGGCCUCGAGCUCCAGCCGCAAGUUCGGGCUGAUCACGCGCAAGGACCUGCGGCGCGUGGGGCUCCUGGGCUGCGGCGGCUUCGGGGCCGUGGAGCUGGUGGAGCACGGCGGCGACACCUAUGCCCUGAAGGCGCUGAGCAAAGGCUACAUCAUGAAGUCUGGUAUGCAGCAGAAUGUGCUGAAUGAGAAGAACGUGCAGAUCAUGUGCGACUCCCCAUUCAUCAUCAAGCUCUACGAGACCUACAACGGCACCCAGUCCUUGUACUUCCUGCUGGAGCCGGCGCUGGGAGGCGAACUCUACGCUACCUACAACAAGAAAGGCCUUUUCGGCAAGGAUGGCCACGCCAAGUUCUACGUGGCAGGGGUAGUGAAUGCUUUCCAGCAUCUGCACAGCAAGAAGAUCAUCUUCCGAGACCUCAAGCCGGAGAACCUCCUGCUCACCGAGCUGGGCCACAUCAAGCUGACGGACAUGGGCUUGGCCAAGGUGGUGGUGGGAAAGACCUACACGACCUGCGGCACCCCGGACUACUUUGCUCCGGAGAUGAUCGCCUCGGCAGGGCACACCUUGGCAGUGGAUUGGUGGACAGUCGGCGUGUUGACCUUCGAACUCAUGGCCGGGCACCCGCCCUUCGAGUCGGCGCACCCCAUGCAGAUCUACCAGAAGGUGAACAAGGGCAUUGGCAAAGUGAACUUCCCGCCGAAGUGCAAAGGCGUGGUGGAGGACCUUCGGACCCAUCACCAGUUGCGGGAGGUCGGGCUUGAUCAGUGGAAUGCCUAG